Molecule: messenger RNA, 870 nt
Organism: Prunus mume (Japanese apricot)
Lineage: Eukaryota; Viridiplantae; Streptophyta; Magnoliopsida; Rosales; Rosaceae
Product: signal peptidase complex subunit 2-like
Biological process (GO): protein targeting to ER
Cellular component (GO): membrane; signal peptidase complex
Source: RefSeq, a predicted model, not a curated record
UGUCUUUCAGAAUAAACCUAAAAAUCGAAACAAAGGGGUCCAAAAUCCAAAAUUUGCGAAAUGUCGGAGACAAAGGCCGAGAGUAAGAGCAAAAACCCUAAAAAGGCCAAUCUGUCAGAUCACAGCUCCAUCAAGCACCUUCUCGACGAGUCUGUCUCCGAGAUUGUUAAGAGCCGCGGAUAUGUGGAGAAUACGAGGUUAAGUAACUUGAAGUUGUUGAUUGGAGCCAUUGUCAUAAUCAUUGCUCUAUUUGCUCAGUUCUACAACAAGAAAUUUCCAGAGAACCGAGACUUCCUGAUUGGAUGCAUUGCAUCGUAUAUCAUCGUCAAUGGGAUAUUACAGGUGGUUUCAUACACUAAGGAGAAAAAUGCAAUCUUGUUCACUCAUCCUCCUGUGGGAGCCUUCAGCACUGGGUUGGUGGUGUCUUCCAAAUUACCAAGAUUUUCUGACUUGUACACACUUACAGUAGCAAGUGCAGAUCCAAAAUCGAUAUCUGCAAACAAACCGGUGGAAUUCACGAAGAGUGUUACUCAGUGGUUUACCAAGGAUGGAGUAUUGGUGGAAGGCCUGUUCUGGAAGGAAGUAGAUGGACUGAUAAACGAUUAUGCAAGAGAACCCAAGAAGAGCAAGUGAAUUUCGGCUUUGCGGAGACCCAAUCUGAUUCAGUUCUCUUACAGAAUGAACUCUUUAAAGUAUUGUGAUUUUUGCAUAAAAUGUUGGUAGCCACAAUGAAUUUGAAAGACAGUGUACUCCAUCAUUUAUACUGAACACUGGGGUUCCAAACCUAUUUAGUAUGUAGACCUUUCAAUUUGACUCCAGAUUGACUACUUUUCUAAUUACUGUGGGUCAGAGUGACUCCAUCCUUUACAA